Molecule: messenger RNA, 1702 nt
Organism: Eucalyptus grandis
Lineage: Eukaryota; Viridiplantae; Streptophyta; Magnoliopsida; Myrtales; Myrtaceae
Product: omega-hydroxypalmitate O-feruloyl transferase-like
Exons: 4
Coding region: 145-1491 (448 amino acids)
Molecular function (GO): acyltransferase activity, transferring groups other than amino-acyl groups
Source: RefSeq, a predicted model, not a curated record
AAACGAAGUACUCAAAACGAGUCUGUGAUGCAACUAUUUUAUGCUCAAUGCUAGCACUGGAGAAGCCAAAUCCGAGCGUUUCAUCUCGAGUAUCUCCAACUCUUAGAGCUCAUUUUUUCUUUACCUCGACAAAGAGAACAGGGUAUGAGUUUCCAGAAUUCUCCCAUGGAGGCACUCGCGAAGAAGAACGUCCUAAAAACAGAAAGAUCUAACCCCAUCGUGAUCCUACCAGAACACGAAACACCCGAGAGUUCCCUUUUCUUAACUAGCCUCGAUCAAGUGGCUCCCGCAAUGGUGCCGUCCGUUUAUUCUUUCGACAGGAGCGGCGCAAAUGUAGUAGACGUGAUUAAGCAAGCUUUGGCCAGAAUUCUGGUUCAUUACUAUCCAAUUGCGGGGAGAUUAGCCAUAAACUCUCAAGGGAAGUUGGUUGUUGACUGCCAAAAGAAGCUAGGAGUCCCAUUUGUAGAGGCAGUGGCUGAUUGUGGCAUUGAAAAUCUGGGUGAUAAGAGGCUUCUCGAUUCUGAUAUUUUAGAUAAGCUUGUUUACAGAGAUCCUAUGGAACAUAUACUUGAAGUUGCCCCCCUUCUAACUGCACAGGUGACGAAAUUUAAAUGUGGAGGUUUCACCUUAGGGAUUGCACUUAACCAUUGCAUGGCAGAUGGUGUGUCGGCAAUGAAUUUUAUGAACGCAUGGGCUGAAAUAGCAAGAGGCAAGCCAUUGUCCCUCGUCCCUUAUCAUGAUAGAACCAUCUUAAAAUCAAGGGUGCCUCCUCAAAUCACCGGUCCUUACAACGAAUUUGUUCACAUAAGUGAUGUAUCAAACAUGACAGCAAUAUAUGAGGAACAACAACUUGUAUAUAAGUCUUUCCAUUUCGAUGCUGAGAAGCUGGCAACCGUCAAAAGAAUGGCAACAAAAAAUCAACAGGUUACGAGCAGCUACACCAGCUUCAUAGCACUUGCAGCCUUAGUGUGGCGGACUCGAAGCGUGGCCCUCAAGAUGAAACUUUACCAACAAUCGAAGCUCCUUUUACUUGUUGACUUCAGGUCUAGGCUAAAAACACCAUUGCCUGACGGAUAUUUUGGGAACGCGGUCGCCAUGCCCUGCUGUCUUUGCACCAUGGGAGAACUGAUUGAGGAGCCAAUCUCUGCUUCUGCGGAAAGAAUAAAGAAGGCGAUUGAGAGUGUGACUGACGACUACAUACGGUCAAGGAUUGACUAUUUGGACAUGAAACGAUUAGAGGGGUUGCCCGUGGGCACACUAAUAAUAAGUUCAUGGGUGAGGCUCGAGUAUGGCCAGACGGACUUUGGGUGGGGGGAGCCAAGGUUUGGGAUCGGUGGCCUGCCGAGCUCAAGCUGCAUGUUCAUGUCAGAAGGAAGAGAGAAGGGCAUUGCGGUGAUGUUGGGUCUGCCACUUUCAGCCAUGAAUACCUUCGAGAAGCUUGUUUGUGAUCUAAAUGAUACUCAGCACACUAAUAGUGGUAUUCAAAGCUAGUUUGCAGAGUGUGACCGACUGCAAGGGGAUCAUCUUAUUCAACAAGUGAAUGAUAUUGUCACAUAAGUUAAUAAAUCAAUUCAGAGUUUGGUUUUGAAUAUUUAGCAUAAUCUGUCGGAAUUCCAGGUAUACCUUGUGUCUUCUCAUGUUUUUUCAGCUGUCAUUGUCAAAGACCAAUUUAAUAAAAUAUGAUCUUUCUGCUUGUCCUGAA